This is a messenger RNA of Colletotrichum destructivum, 1668 nucleotides long. RefSeq names its product Putative cytochrome P450. The transcript has 3 exons. Bases 1 to 1668 code for a protein of 555 amino acids. Lineage: Eukaryota; Fungi; Ascomycota; Sordariomycetes; Glomerellales; Glomerellaceae. The record is from RefSeq and is a predicted model, not a curated record. Gene Ontology annotation, molecular function: heme binding; monooxygenase activity; oxidoreductase activity, acting on paired donors, with incorporation or reduction of molecular oxygen.
AUGUUUGGCGUAUCAAACUGGCUCGUCGCGGCCACCGUGGCUCUCGCCACAGCCGUCUACGGUAUCUUUAAGGUCGUUUACAUGCGGACCCGGUUCAGAGGCCUGCCCCAACCGCCGAAACACUCCUGGAUCUGGGGCCACACGACCAUCUGGGAGGAGCUCGCCGCCACCCUCCCGCCCUUCACCCACCCGCAGCACGUCUACACCCUCAUGGCCCGCAAGUACGACCUGCCGGGCAUCUUCUACGUCGACAUGUGGCCCUUUGUCGAGUCCCAGGUCGUCAUCACGGACCCGGACGCCGCCCGCCUCGUCCUCGCCACGACCCCUUACUACCCGAAACACCCGACCAUCGAGCGCUUCCUCCGCCCCUUCACGGGGCCCGGCAGCAUCGCCGCCUCCAACGGCGACCGCUGGCGCUACAACCACCGCAUGGUCGGCUCCGGCUUCUCCCCCUCCCACGUGAAGCCCAUGGCCGGCAUGAUCGCCGAGCAGGUCCUCGUCUUCCACGACCGGCUGCGCCGCCUCGCCGCCGCCGCGGAGCCCUUCAGCAUGGAGGAGGAGUCGGCCAAGACCGUCUUCGACGUCAUCGGCAAGAUCGUCUUCGGCGUCUCCCUCGAGGCGCAGAGGUCCGGCUCGCCCCUGCUCGAGGACCUGCGCGCCUCCAUCAACCCGGCCACGACCUUCAUCGGCACGCGGAACCCCUGGAAGCGGCGUGCGGCCGAGAAGAGCCUGCGGGCGCUAAGGACCCGCGUGCGGGAGACCCUCGCCGGCGAGAUGAGGGAGAGGCUGCGCGUGCUGCAGGACGAGAAGGAGCUGCCGUCCAGGCGGCAGGCCAAGAGCGUCCUCGACCGCAUCGUGCUCGACCGGAUCCAGAGCGGGCAGGGGGCGACGCUAGACGACGAGUUCAUCGACACGGCCGUGACCAACCUCAAAGCCCUCCUCCUCGGCGGCCACGGAACCACCACAGACACCUUCACCUGGGCCACAAUGCUCCUCUCCCUCUACCCAGACGUCCUCACCCGCGUCCGCGCCGAGCACGACGCGCACUUCCCCCCGGACCUCUCCGCCACGGCCGAACUCCUCGCCGCGGAUCCCACCAGGACGAACGCCAUGUCCUAUACAAACGCCGUCCUCAAGGAGACCCUCCGCUUCUUCCCCAUCGGCUUCACCAUUCGCCAGGCGCCCCCCGGGGUCACUCACCUCGACUGGGCCGGCCGCCGCUGGCCCGUCUCUGACCUCAUGGUCGUCCCCUGCGCGCACGCGACGCACAUGGACCCCAAGGUCUGGGGCCCCGACGCCGGCAGCUUCCGGCCGGACCGGUUCCUGGACGAAGAGGCCGGCAAGGGGGAAGGGGAGGGCGAGGGCAAGGGAGACGGGGCCGGUGGAGAGGGGGAGGAGACGCGCCACCGAUUCGCGUGGCGGCCGUUCGAGCGCGGGCCCCGGGCGUGCAUUGCGCAGGACCUGGCCAUGGACGAGCUGCGCAUCAUGCUGGUCCUGACGGCGCGGUGGUUCGACUUCGAGACCGUCGUCGAGGGCACGACGCGGAGGGUGGAGUACAUGGACCUGGAUCAGAAGGUCGGCGACCUGGCGUUCCAGAUGGUCGGGAUGGAGGCCAGGCCGCGGCACGACAUGAGGAUGAAGGUUCGCCUGAGAGAGGAGGCGGCUUGA